CACACGGACAGGACGGUACCGGGACGCAGCAGCAGUCGGUCAGUCGGUCGGUUGGUCGGUCGGUGGAACGGGAGGGAGCGAACAGGCGGCUGCACGGGAACAGGAAGGAGGAUAUCUUUUGUUUGUGAUCUAUUUGGAGGAAGAUGAAGUCGCUCAUCCUGCUCGCGCUCGUCGCCGCGGUCACCGCCGGGAAGUCGCCUCGGCUGAAAUUUGUCGUGCACGAGCCUUCCAGGUUCCACUUCAACAAACCUGAGAACUACAUCAGCAUGUACCACCCGGAGGGAAGUGACACGCUGUACGUGGGCGGCCGGGCGAUGAUCUACGAGCUGACGUUCAGUGACCGAGGCGUCCGCGACCUGCAGAUCCCAGCGGCAUCCGAUCAGACUGCGAUCGACACCUGCAAGGCAAAGGCUGCGCCACUCGAGCUGGAGUGUGAUAACUUCAUCACAGUCAUUCAGAAAGUGAACGACACAUUCAUCGCGUGUGGAACGAACGCCGGGAGCCCGAGGUGCUGGAUGCUGGUGAACGACACCGUGCUGACGGACGUUCAGGGCAACGGGCAGAUGGCCUCGGCCUCGGACAUCUCGCCGCCCUACCCGUCCCAGAAGUCCAUCAGCCUGCCUGCAGAUGGGAGUCUGUAUUCGGCGAUGUCGUCGGUGGGAGGUCAGGCCGGCUCGAUCCGCCGAACGUUUGGCCCCCAGAAGCUGCUGAAGACCGAGAACAUUUGGCUGCUGAAUCCUCAGUUUGCUGGAGCCGCCAUUAUUCCGUCUCCGCACAAGGACAAGGAGGAGCUCUACUUCUUCUUCAGCGAGUUCAACAAGACGGCCCGAGUGGACGAGGAGCCGUACCGAGCUCGCAUCGGGCGCCUCUGCACGGUGGACGAAGGAGGCAUCAAAGCUCUGCUGGCCGACUCGUGGACGACCUUCAAGAAGGCUCGGAUGAUGUGCGGCUCAGGCAACACCCAGCAGCAGUACAACAACCUGAAGCAGGCCGUGGUGCUGACGGCGCAGGACAAGAGGGCCGGGGUCUUGUACGGCCUGUUCUCCAACGCAUGGGGCAGAACCGUGAUCUGUGCCUACUCCAUUGAAGAUAUUGACCAGGCCUUCACCAACAGCAAGCUGAAGGGCUACAGCAGCUCCUUCGGCAGCAAUCGCCCUGGAAUGUGCGUCCGCAAAAACGCCACAGCCGGUCACAACGACAUCAAGAACCUGGGGAUCAUCAGGUACCACCCGGAGAUCGAGGACGUCAUCCGGCCCGUGGGCGUGUCUCCUCUGGACCUGCCCAUCGAGGACCAGAUCACCCACGCCGUGGCGGACAUCGUGCUGGCGGUCAACGACGAGCACUACAGCGUCCUGUACCUCGGGACCGAACAAGGCAAAGUUCUGAAGGUUCUCCACUCUAGCGAGGGGGUCUUCAUCAUAUCCCAGUACUCCCUGUUCCACAACGAGGGCCCCGUUCUAAACAUGGCCAUCGACGCCCAGAAGGGACAUCUGUACGUCGGCACGGCGAUGGAGGUCCAGCGCCUGCCGCUGGCUGACUGCCGGCGCUAUGGCGACACGUGCAGGGAGUGCAUCCUGGGCCGGGACCCGUACUGCGGCUGGGACAAGGCCCGCAGGAAGUGCAUCGCCAUCCCGCCCGGAUACAACGCCACCACUGGGGCGCUGAUUCAGAAUCUGGACCAGUCCAACUCGUCGGUUUGCGGGGAAGCUGCUGCUCUGAAGCAGCGUCGCACUUCACCCAGAGAAGUGGUGGUCCAGUCCAACACCUCCAUCUUCCUCCCCUGCCCCGUGCACUCCUUCCACGCCACCUACCGCUGGGAGAAGGACAACUGCAUCAAGAACUACCCCUGCCUCUUCUCCGGGGACUUCUGCGUCCUGGGGCCCACCUUCAACACGCCCCUGAAGGAGGGCGUCUUUCGAUGCAUGGCCACCGAGGACGGGUUCAAGGUGGAGGUGAUCUCCGUCAGGCUGGUGAACGACGGCCGGCUCCUGGCCGCCUCCCUGGCCUCCACCUUGGGGCCGUCACUGCUGCUGGCCGUGGCCGCCCUGUGGCUCCAUUAACUGCAGCUAACGCUAACGCUAACCGCUCAUCCUUACCGGCUCCCGACGACCGGGAGCCCCCGUCAGGAGGUCAGGUUCGCAGAGCAUUGCACUUCAUGAUUGGGUUGUCGGUGCCAAUUUUCAAUUUUUAGAAAGAGUUAUGGAUUCAGUGAUUUUUAGCAUAAAGCAUCAGAAGGUCCAUGAUUUGAUUCGAUCUGAAGUGAGUAGGAGUUCCUGUCCAUGAACUUGAUUCAAUCAUAACUAGAUGCUUUGCAAACCUUUCCUCUCUGACUCGAAAACAAACAUAUCCUAUGAGUUGGGCAAAAAAAGAGAAAACAAACCAAUACCAGGCCAAUUGUUUUUAUCAUUUCUCUACUUAAUUUGAAAUUGACUUGAUUGUUGCUUAUUUGUGAAUCUGUAAACCUUUAAUACCACUCUCUUACAUCCCAUCCUUCAUCUUGUUAAACUUAUAGCUCAUUGGUACUUAGUAAAACGUCUGGUAUUGAGAUUUAAAAGCCUUAACACUUCUGGGACAUUAACUCCUAAGCACAAUUUUGCAGUCGAGGCAGAAUCCUGCAGACUCGGAUGCACUUGGCGCUGUGGUUAGUGCAGCUGAGUCCGACAACAUCACCGGGAGGAAGUGUCAGCUUUCUGACAGGAAGUAGGCGGAUGGGCACCAGCUCAUUCUCGAACAUCACUGUGUCUCAGCAACUCCUCCUCAGGCGAGGCAGUUCCUGGCAUAUUUUUAUCAGAUGGCAUCAGACGUGGUCGUUGCACCUUGUUCACAGCUUUGUCCAUUUGUCUUUUCAUACGCUAUCGACUCCUCCCACAGAUCAGAGCAGGACGGUCGCUCUCUUCAGAGGAUGUGAACGUGAAGUAAAGUAACUUAUAUAAUUAUCGAGUGAGAAGCAGAACAGCCUCAGACUCUCACAAUCUUAAAAACAUGAAGCCAUUAAAUUAUCAAAUUCAUCUCUAUCAACCCACAUGAAAGUUUAAUUCUGGAUAUUUUCUGUCGGGUGAAUCACGAGGAGUCAAAAUGUCAAACUGCUUACUGAUUAUUUUUGGCGAAUUUCUUUGAAUUCACAGAAAAAAGAGAGAUCAGGUUUUUGGGAAACUGAGUGAGGACGACAUCACUUCCUGUAAACCUGCCCUGGUGCACGAGGAUGUGAACAAGGUGCUGAAGCGUUAUCAUACGUUAUAUUUCAUAGAUUGCCGGGAGAGUAAAAAAACAAAAGGCUUGUGAUUAGAUCUGUGAAGUUUGUUCUGUAUUUUAUUGCUCUGCAGAUGCUGAUUUUCUACCAUUGCUGCCUCCUUACGUGACAAUUUGUCUUGAUGGUUUGGGUUUUUAUGCCAUAGUUAGAAUGUGAAAUGUAACCAUUGACUGCUUCGCCUCUUUCCCCGGGGACGGCAGCGGACGAGACACUCGGACAGUUUUUCAAUCUUGAAUCUCGAUGCUGUGAAACAUACUUCCCUGAUGUGCAGCAGCAUCACAACCAGCGGCGUGAGAUGUCACCUGACAUCUCCUCACGCAGCUGAAUCACAGCUCCAUGUAAACAGAAAGGAGGCGUGAAUGGAGCUGCUCUCCAGCUCAGCAGUGAAAUGACAGAAACUACAGCGACCCCUCUGAAUACUGAGCAGCCGAGUGAGGCAGGAGAACUGAGCGCUGAUGAAUUAUGCAGCGGAUUAGCAUGUUCCUCCAGAGCUUUCAGAAUUACCAUUCGGUGAUGUUACAUAAAUCUGCCCGUGCCGAGCCUUCCACAGCGGCAGGAAUGUCAGUAAUAGCUCAUUAGUGAUUCCUCAUGCGCCGUAUUAGGGAAUUUAUUAAACACGGUCAGGCGUGUUCUCAAACCUCCAGCCAGUGUCGUGCUGCUCGCUCGGUUGUGUGUUGCUGCCCGGUUGUGUGUUGCUGCUCGGUUGUGUGUUGCUGCUCGGGGCCCUGCUUGCUUUCUGCACGGAUGUGGGCCAAGGACAAGAAAAGAAAAAAGCUGUGUCGGGCCACCUUAUUUACAAAGAUGCUUCAUCUCCUCCCCUGAACCCUGAGUGUGUGUGCAACAUCGGCCGUCCCCACAAACACAACCCCCCCCCCCCCCCCCACUACAGGUCCAACAUGCAAACUAAUCAUCUUUGUGUCUCUGUGUCGCCGUCAGGGUGGUAAGCGAACACCAGCCUCCUGCCAAGCGCCGGUGAACCUUCGGCACUUGGCUCCGUUGUGCCGGAGACUUUUCACAGGAAACUAACUCGACAACACAAACGUGUUGUCGAGUUAGUUAGUCCUCUCAAACCUCCUUUAUACUGUAACUGCUGCGUGUGUCGUCAUUCAACUCCGAACGCUGUGAUCAGAGGAAGAGAAGCCGUUACUUUACUAUUAGGUCAAAUAUGAUAAUCUUCUUGUAGUAUUUAUACGCACACUUUGAACAAAAUUGUGUUGUUUAGGAAUUAGGACUUGUACUUAUACCAUUUAGAACUGACCAGUACCAGGAAAUACGCCAAUACUACUUCUACAAUCAAGUAAAAGUCCUGCGUUUCAAAUCUUUACUUCAUCACAGAAACAUCAAUCUGAAUAUUCUGAUAUGUUGAAUAUGGUAAAUGAUGUGUUUGUAUUUUCUGUGGCUUCUGGCCUUUAGAGAUUUGGUGAAUGAAGGGGAGACAGGAAACCGGGUCAAAGAGCCGAGGCCAGUCCGAGCACCAGAACCAGUCAGGUCGCCCAACCACCACAAAAACAGUAGUUUAGAUAUUUCAGCUCUGAAAAAACAAUAGUGACCAUCAAGAACCCGACAUCUGUUCAUGUUAGCUUGCAUGCAAUUGUGUUUCUUUUAUCUUCUGUCAUGUUCCUCCCUUGACGAGGAGCUCCGGUCCCCAGGCAGGAGGAGUCGUCCUCUGUCCUCGUCCUCUGUCCUCGUCCUCGUCCUCUGUCCUCUGUCCUCGUCCUCCGCUCGACGCGUGGGAUCAAACACAAACAGCAUCUACCAACACUUGAGAAUCCACAUCUCCUCUGUGUUGCAGUCUUUGCUUUGAUGUGGAGAUCCACACGGCCGCUUUAUCCACAUUCACUAAUCGCUCGCUCGCUCCCGACUCGUCUCCUUCACAGCGAGCUCUUGAUUUGCCUUCAGGAAACCAUCGGCGAGGAAGAGGAGCGGGUCGCCGCUCUGUUGGCUCCGGGGGUUCGAGUGCAGUACAUGAUGUGUGCCCUAAAAUCUGUGUCUUGAUAUAACUAAUUGAAAAAAAAGUAACAUGCCAAACUAUUAUUAU
Messenger RNA from Platichthys flesus (European flounder), 5288 nucleotides. RefSeq lists its product as uncharacterized. The transcript has 14 exons. The record is from RefSeq and is a predicted model, not a curated record. Lineage: Eukaryota; Metazoa; Chordata; Actinopteri; Pleuronectiformes; Pleuronectidae. Gene Ontology annotation, molecular function: chemorepellent activity; semaphorin receptor binding. Gene Ontology annotation, biological process: neural crest cell migration; semaphorin-plexin signaling pathway; axon guidance. Bases 144 to 2060 code for a protein of 638 amino acids.